Messenger RNA from Prunus armeniaca (apricot), 435 nucleotides. Lineage: Eukaryota; Viridiplantae; Streptophyta; Magnoliopsida; Rosales; Rosaceae. The record is from the annotation of a GenBank genome assembly.
AUGGAGAACAGAAAUUCAAAGACCAUGUCACAACUGAAGACAACCAAAUUUUUACCUGCUCUGCCUUUGCUUUCUCAAGCACUUGAGAAUGAAGACUUUGAAGGGUUGGCAGAUACAAGGCUGGAAAAGAAUUAUGUUGAGAAUGAAAUGUUUCGAAUGAUUGAGGCGGCUUCAGCUUGUGUGCGUCAUUCAGCUGCGAAAAGGCCAUGGAUGAGACAGGUGGUAAGGGCUUUUGACUUCUUAGAUGAAUUAUCAGAUCUCAGUAACGGAAUGAAACCUGGACAAAUCAAGACUACAGUACAAGUUUUUUUAAUCACACUCGGAGUAGCUGGAAAAGUAGAGACUCUAGAGAGCACGGGGACAAAACCGGGAGUAGCUGGACAAAACAUGAUUUCGUUGUCAGGAUGCACAUUUCUGUAUUCUUUUUUAAUCUAG